UGGGUCACUGUCAUGAAAAGUUCACUGCGGUGUGGUUCAGACGUUUUCUCAAAUGGAGGCCAACGAUUUUAAAUCUCUGACAUAUUUCUAGAAUUUUUUUAAUAUACCGACAGGAAUAAGUGAACAUACUGCGUUAAGUCUAAUGAUUCCACGUGGACAUAAUUUUAAAUAAAGUAACAAUCGAUUUUCAGCGAUGGACUUAAAUAGUGAACUUCACGAAGCGUGACCACAUCAACAUUGUUUGGAGUUUUUGUUGUUUUGACGUUCCAAGGUCACGGCCGUUGGAGUCGUGGGGUGUUGUUGGCCACCACCAUAUCUGGGGUUGGUCAUGUCUGUGAUUAUGGGGAAAGAGGCGAGUUUGGAUGGAUUAGAGUUUGAUGGCGACACAGUUCUGUGCAGGGUGUGCGGCGAUAAAGCAAGUGGCUUUCAUUAUGGAGUGCACGCGUGCGAGGGUUGCAAGGGUUUUUUCCGGCGGAGCAUCCAGCAGAAGAUCCAGUACCGGCCAUGCCUGAAGAACCAGCAGUGUAACAUCAUGAGGGUGAAUCGCAACCGGUGUCAGUACUGCAGGCUGAAGAAAUGUAUAGCUGUAGGAAUGUCCAGAGAUGCGGUGAGAUUUGGCAGAGUACCAAAGAAAGAGAAGGCGCGCAUCAUUGAACAGAUGCAGAAGUCCAACCUGGCAAUGGUUGUCACGGCGAUGACGUCAGCGCUGAGUCAGCAAGAUCUUGUCCAGUCAGUCAUCCUUGCUCACCACCAGACCUGCGACCUUGGGCCACAGAAGGUCAAGGUCAUGAGGGAUAUAUCUCUGCUGCAGAAUGACUACGUCGACUGCCCGGCUCAGAUGGCCUGUCCCUUGAAUUUCAACGCGGGAUCUGAUAACACGGAUAAUCAGGAUUGGACAGAUUUCUCAGAGUUCUUUGCCCCUGCCAUUAAAUCGGUGGUGGACUUUGCGAAGGCUAUCCCAGGAUUCCUGCUACUGAACCAGGACGACCAAAUUACUCUGCUAAAGGCUGCCACAUUUGAAGUUCUGCUUGUUAGACUGGCCUGUUUGUUUGACACGGAAUCAAACACGAUGAUGUUUGCAAAUGGAAAACUGUUCAGACGACAAACAACUGGGCUGUCUACCAGCGUCGGCUUCCUUCUCGAUUCCAUGUUUGACUUUGCCGAGCGCUUCAACAAGUUCAACCUGACCGACGAGGAGCUGGCUCUCUUCUCUGCUGUAGUUCUACUGUCCCCAGAUCGUCCUGGCCUGCGCCAGCUAGAUCAGGUGGAGAGGAUCCAGAGCAAGUUGACAGAGAGCCUUCAGAACAUGGUGAACACCAACCACCCUGAGGACAACACUCUGUUUGCCAAGCUACUCAUGAAGACUACCGACCUACGGACACUUAAUACUCUGCAUUCAGAGAAGACCGUCGGCCAGGGUGACAAGGGAGAAGAUUUAGACCAGGGGGAGGGGGACGGCAGAUCAGGUGAUUCCACGCCUACAGACUCGAUGUCGUCAGUGACAACAUACAACUCGUGUUCCACACAAGACAUUUCCAUGUACGACAGCAACAACUCUCUAAUCCACCCAUCUGUGAGAUACCCCGACGCAAGCGGCAGUCAGCCUGCGCAGGUUGUUCUGAAGACGCCGUAUGGAACUUUCUAUCGCGAGGACACAGGCUACUACGGCAUGGUAUCAGACCAGCCGCGGCGCAGGUGCCAUACGUUGGACCGAGACUCGCAGAUCUCACGCCCUCGACUUCACACCAUCGAGGAAGGCUCACGUAGACGCUACACCAUGGACCGAGAUUAUAUAUCAAAAGUUGUUGGCAAGUUGAGUGACAGGCUCGAGUCACGUACUCACGUGAAUAGCAUGCCAUGCUCUGUGAAUAACUCAAACGCUUCAUCUCCCUUGCCUAUCCUGGAAGAGCAAUACUCGUUCAUCAACAGAAACUUCAUCCCGAUUUCCACGCCAGAUUCCAGUGCAUGCAGUUCAAGGACGAGUCCGUCACACCCAAUACAUAAAGACAUGCUUCAGCCGUUUGUUUCCUCGCCAAAUUCACCGUCCCGGCCCAGGUCUGAUUCCUUCGGAGCGGAGGAUGCGUCUCAAAUGCGACCGCGCUGUGCCAGUUUCCACGUCAACACGGAUACUGUGAAUGGAGUGCAUUCGCGGCAAUAUGGAACCAUGGAACACGAGUACCUCAGCCCGGAUGGACAGACAUAUCGAAUGCCGGCAGAAAUGCGGCGCGGGAGCGUGGGGGCGUCUUAUAAUCUUCACGCGAAGAAGAAGUCCCUUCUGGUUGACAGGCAUCCAGCCUACCUAUCUCAGCUCCCCGAUGCAGCCUUGUUCAGAAAGAUGGAUAAGCAGAGGUCACCCCUGGCUCAUGAAGACAUGCAGAGGCAGAAACUUCCAAUGAGUAACGGAAGUGCCUUUGACCCUGUGUCCCAUCUGCGUGUGCCCCUGGCUACCCCCUGGGGCCACAACCUGGGGAGUCGACAAGAGGCCAUGGAGCCCCCAAAACUCUCUGUCACCGCCCCGGCUGAGGAUUCCCUACCUAUACAGGGAGACAACUCAGUGUGGGACCGGGCUAGGAUGAACGACAGAGUUACUUGCCCUUAUAGUAACAGAGCGUCCAAGUCGCCGGAGGCACCUCCAAGUGAGGAGAUUUUCCACAAAAAGUUUGACAAGUUCAGAAAAUUGUUGCCCCCGCAGGCCGGCACUGAAGAGACCAAACAGAUGGAGAAUCUGAGUCUGAACGAUGACAGGAUGCAUGGCGAGGUGAUGGUUGUAGAUGGGGAGGACGAAGGAGAGAUGAAGGGGAGCAGUUUUAGAGGUUCCACAGCUGAGCAAAUCCGGAAGUCGGCUGGUGAGUCUCACCCCCAGCUUCUUGCCCAGCUGAAGUCGGCUGGUGAGUCUCACCCCCAGCUUCUUGCCCAGCUGAAAUCUGGUCCUCACUUUAUGCCUGCAGUGAUUCAUUCAGCAUUUCCAACGAUGACGGCUGGUCCGUCCCCGUUCCAGAAUGUUCAGCAGAAUCAUAUGUCGGCUACAUUAAUCAAACACGAAUCAUCUUCUGCCAGUCCCAGUGCAAUGGAAACAGAUAUGGUAAUGAAGUUGAAUGGGAGUGGCAGUUUCACCCCUGGUGGUAGCGUAGUUUUGUCUGUUCCACAGAAGCCCUACCCGGUCCACAGUCCCACAAGCAACGCCCAUAGCAAUCACCAUAGCAACGCUCCGCCCACUGGACAAUCUCUGAUGAGUAGCCACCCUUGCCUGCAAAACAUUCUCCACUCUGACAGUGGCAGCCUACAGAACAGAUCCGGGGAUGUGCACUUUCCCCAAGAGAAACUUCUGCUGACGACCGCAAUUACUGUCAAAGGGGGCGAGAUGCAACGAAAAGUUCCAAACUCUGAAGGGAUGGCUUCGCAUUCACAAUCUUCCGCCGCGAACAAAGCUGGGAAUGAUGAUGGCAAUAGUUUUAGGAACGGGCAUGCUCAAAGUGGAAUGUUUGGGGUCCGUUUAGGGCCUCGACCACCCAUGGAGGGUCACCCACCUUCCCAGGGGUUGGUGAAUCAGUAUCUCCUGUACCAACACAUGUAUCCGCAGAUUGAUCCCCAGCAAAUGCAGUCUGGGAUGGCGGCCUACAACAAACACCUGGCCAGUAUGCAGCAGAUGGUCUAUGGGGGAAAUCCAGCAAUAAUGCGCAGAAGCAGUGGCGGUGACCUUCCACUUAAUCUAUCUCAAGUGUCAGCGGCAAAUCAUAGUCCAGAGGAGGCAACUGAAAUGAUUAUGAAGAUCAAGGAAGAAGUGCAGUCUUAGUAACUUCCCUUUGUUAUAGGAAUUUUUUAAAGAUCGAAAUGUCAGCAAAGACUAAAUCACUUUUGUGGUGUUUGACAUAGAUGGUAAACAAUUAAGAGGCAUACAGUUGUAAUUCUAAUGAGAAACUUUGGAGCUGUUUUGAUUGAAAAGGGAGAAACUGUCAUUUUCAAUGUUCUGCAUGUGUGAAAGUGGAACAAGUUUUGAAAGACAAAAUACUUAUUGUGGUCCAAAACAGCGGGAUACUCAAUGUAGUGUUACAGAUUUGGCAGCUGCAAAAAGUUUAUCACUGAUAAGAAACAGUUAUUUUAAAAUCAUAGUUUAUUUUAGUUUGCAAAUUAUGUCAUUCUGCCAAGUAUUGUUUCUUAAAAUAAAAAAAGUAUACUCGUCACACUUAAUUAAAUGACUUAUCAUCAAACUGAUAAUUAAAUGACUUAUCAUCAAACUGAUAAUUAAAUGACUUAUCAUCAAACUGUUAAUUAAAUGACUUAUCAUCAAACUGAUAAUUAAAUGACUUAUCAUCAAACUGAUAAUUAAAUGACUUAUCAUCAAACUGAUAAUUAAAUGACUUAUCAUCAAACUGAUAAUUAAAUGACUUAUCAUCAAACUGAUAAUUAAAUGACUUAUCAUCAAACUGAUAAUUAAAUGACUUAUCAUCAAAACUGAUUUAUAAUGUGUAUGAUGUAUUUUUUUAAUUAAUUAAGCGUCUCAAAAGAUGUUUUGACAAUCUUUUGUAUAUUCUUUUAUUGUCCCCUACCGGUUUCACGGGAGGGGACUUAUGGUUUGCGCUCUGUGUGUCCGUCAGUCUGUGAAUCUGUCACACUUUUCUGGGUCCUGCGAUAACUUAAAAAGUUCUUCAUAUUUUUUCAUGAAACUUGAAACGUGUAUAGAUGGCAAUACGGACAAUAUGCACGUCAUUUCAUUUGUUCUUACGUCAAAAAUUCUGGUUGCUUUGGCAACAAAUAUAUAUAUAUAUAUAAAAAAUAAAAAAAAUCUGACAAUGGUGGAGCCGGUAGGGGACAUAUAUUGCUUGGCAAUAGUCUUGUUUAAGAAUUAUUUAUGAUUGUUCUAAAUUAUACUUUUGGCAGGCAGUUGAAAGACCAACAAUUUAUAUUUAACACAGUGAGAUUAAAUGUUAUAAAAGUUCUGUACAGAAAUGGUUAUUUAUGUUAGUGAUAUAGAGUGAAAUCAUGGUUAUAUUUAAGGCAGUAAAGUGAUACAAUAACAUGUACAUUAAGUGAUAUGUAGCAUAAUGUAGAUAUAAAUAGCAAUUACCAAACAAACAAAUAUUACAUACGAACAGAAAAGGAAAGAACUGAAAAUAAAUGCAAGCGUAAAUUGGGAAAACGUCUUAAAGGGGCCUUUUCACAGAUUUUGGCAUUUUUUAUCUUAUUCAUUAAAUGCUUUAUAUCGAUAAAUGUAAACAUUGGAUCGUAAAAGCUCCAGUAAAAAAUCAAGAAUAAAAUUAAAAAAAGGAAAAGAACAUUGCCCGGACCAGGUUUCGAAACAGUGACCCCUGGAGUCCUGCCAGAGUCCUGAAGUAAAAACGCUUUAGCCUACUGAGCUAUUCCGCCGAGUACACAUAUUUGACGUAUUUCAUACCUUAUAUAAGCAAUCUUCGUAGUUUCACAAAAUUUAACGACAAAAACAGAACUCUCCAAAUUAAUUCAAUCGUUUCGCGUUGCAACGCUUUAUAAUUUUUAGGUUUUAAAAUCGUCAAAAGAUGCAUAUAAUGGCUAUAUUAGACCAUGGUAAAUGUUCAGUAUUACUGUUUCCUCACAAAUAUCAUAACUAAAACGAAAAUUUGCGAUUAUGAAACAAUUUUUUUCAAUUUUGUCAAUUUACCAAAGCGUGAAAAGAUCCCUUUAAAGAUGAGUAAAAGGUGGAUAGAAAUAGGAUGGAAGUAAUGAAUAAAAAGCAGACAGAUCUCAAAUAAAUGGGAAGAAAAAUCUGUGAACAUUAAUUAAUUAAUGCUCAGUAAAUACAAAACUUUGUGUGAAAGCUGGUCAGAUUUGUAUAUUUUUUGGUUGUUGUUUUUGUUACUGACAUACAGUUAUUUAAUUAAUUAUUUAUGACUUUUGCAGUUUUAGUGCUCGCUUUUUGUAUUGAUACAACUUUUAAUAUAUUUUUAUUAUAUUAAUUAUGUAACACAGAGCAUGUCUCUAUAAAGUCAUUUGAAAAUAAGUGUCAUUUUGGCCGUACUCGCACUAUUUAAAGCUAAAAUAUUUAGCAGAUAUCAUUUUACCAUUGGAGUUUAACUUUCGUUUUUUAUGUCAUAAUGCAUUUUAAAAUUGUGAAUGUCAUUUUAACCUGGAAGGUUAAUGUGAAAUGUUUUGAUUUAAUUGCUUUAAAUGGGAGUUAUUGCAUGUUGUAUUUUCUUAUAAACGUAACAUAAAUGUUGUUUAUAUGCUUAAAAAUUAUUGGUAAAGACUGAAAAUGUGUAUUAUUUAUGUUUAUUAACUUUUUCUUGUACAUGUUUUGAGAGGUAUUUAUUAUUUUGCUGAAUCUUACGUAAUGUUUAAAUGUGUUGACUUUGGUUGAAUUAAUAUAUGAGAGUCAAAAUUGUAAUUUGAAUGCAGCAAAUACAUGGGAAGCAUUAAAGUUGCAUUUGGUUGUCUGUUGCCGUACUGUGUGCACUAUAUUCUCUUCAACUUAUUGGCAUUGCCUUGGUUGUCUGUUGCCGUAGUGUGUGCACUAAAUUCUCUUCAACUUAAUGGCAUUGCUUCAACAGCUCAAUAUCCAUACUUGUAGGAAAUCAUUAAUGCAGAAAUUUUGUCCAUGACAACUAUUUUUGAAAUUCAGCCUUGUGUCAUAUUUUCCACAAUUCUGUUAGUAACAUUAAAACCCAUGGUAAAAAUUUUGUGCAAUUUAAGUGGUGGACAUAUUUUUGUGUUGUUUUUAAUUUGAGGAAUGUCAUUUUGAAUAAAAACUCAUGAAAUAUAUUGAUGUUAUGUCUGAUCUUGCAAAAUGCCAGUGGAAAGCACCAUUAUGAUUGUUGAUUAAUUGCAUAAAAUAAAGCACAAAUUGGUA
Molecule: messenger RNA, 6820 nt
Organism: Dreissena polymorpha
Lineage: Eukaryota; Metazoa; Mollusca; Bivalvia; Myida; Dreissenidae
Exons: 13
Coding region: 329-3793 (1154 amino acids)
Biological process (GO): negative regulation of transcription by RNA polymerase II; cell differentiation; hormone-mediated signaling pathway
Molecular function (GO): nuclear receptor activity; RNA polymerase II cis-regulatory region sequence-specific DNA binding; zinc ion binding
Source: RefSeq, a predicted model, not a curated record